Messenger RNA from Eublepharis macularius, 1759 nucleotides. It is a transcript of the gene CTHRC1, whose product is annotated as collagen triple helix repeat containing 1. The transcript is spliced from 4 exons. Lineage: Eukaryota; Metazoa; Chordata; Lepidosauria; Squamata; Eublepharidae. The record is from RefSeq and is a predicted model, not a curated record. The coding region runs from base 219 to 959 and encodes 246 amino acids.
UCCAACGGGCCCCCCUUUUGGGUCCCGCAAAGGUCGGCGCGUGGGGGCCGCAGCCACCCGCACCGUCGGCUGGCCGACAGGAGGCCGCGGCAGAGAGCGCAUUCCUGGCGGUCCCCCGGGAGGGAGCUGGAGCGAGGCAGGGGCAGUCAAAGGCUCUUUCAGCCGCGCGGCAGACACUGCCCUAUUCACCCGGGCUCCGCUAGCGCGCUCCGCCAGCCAUGAAGCGCCUCUCGCCCGCCGCGCUGCCCUCUCGCCAGCCGCUUGCCGUCGGGCUCCUGCUGCUGCUGCUCGUGCUGGCAGCCGCGCCGCCGCCCGGAGCGUCGGAGAACCCCAAGGGGAAGCAGAAGGCGCUUCGCCAGAGGGAGGUGGUGGACGUGUAUAAUGGAAUGUGUUUGCAAGGACCUAGUGGCGUUCCUGGAAGAGAUGGAAAUCCUGGAAUCAAUGGUAUCCCUGGAACGCCUGGCAUUCCUGGUCGAGAUGGGCUUAAAGGAGAAAAGGGAGAAUGCAUGCGAGAGAGCUUUGAGGAAUCCUGGACUCCUAACUAUAAACAGUGUUCUUGGAGUGCUCUGAAUUAUGGCAUAGAUCUUGGGAAAAUUGCAGAAUGCACAUUCACAAAGAUGCGUACCAACAGUGCUUUAAGGGUUCUCUUCAGUGGAUCGCUUCGACUCAAAUGCAAAAAUGCUUGUUGUCAGCGUUGGUAUUUUACAUUUAAUGGAGCUGAAUGCUCUGGGCCACUUCCUAUUGAAGCUAUAAUUUAUUUAGAUCAAGGAAGUCCAGAAUUAAAUUCCACUAUUAAUAUACACCGCACUUCUUCAGUGGAAGGAUUGUGUGAAGGAAUCAGCGCUGGCUUGGUGGAUGUUGCUAUUUGGGUUGGUACUUGCUUAGAUUACCCAAAAGGAGAUGCUUCAACUGGAUGGAACUCAGUUUCCCGCAUCAUUAUAGAAGAGUUACCAAAAUAGACCACUCUUCUCAAGCGCACAAUACAAUAUAUAACUUCCCCCAACCAAGCUAGUUUUCUAUACAUAGAAGGAAGCACUUGAUUGUAAUGCACAAACUUGUUUAUAGACACACCAGUAAGCAGUUGAUUUUUCUACCCAAACAAGUAUCCCUAGCAUGUUUUCCACAAUGUUUCGGAUUAUAGAUUCUGAUGAAGAAAUCUGUAUUUAUGUACUACUUUGGAUGACUUCUAGACAAUUUUUUACAUUUAUUAAUAAAGAUGAUCUUUUAUAAAUAGCCAAAUUAAGAACAUGUAAUUAGCAUUUACUUUUGUUCAAGCCUAUAGUUACAAAACUAAGUAUGAUUUUAAUUUGAAUCUCACUUCCUACUACACUAUUAUAAAUAAAGCAAGAACAUCCAACUGUGUAUUGAAAGAAAAAAAUUCAGUACCAAUUAUUACAACUUUAAUUUAGUCCAGUUAUUGAUUGCUUUAAGAUUACCAUUUCAAUUUUUGGGAAUUCACAAGGAACAAGAGCUCUGAAGGUUAGACAGAACUCUGAAUAUCACUGGCAUUACAUGUUAGCAGUAUGUACAAAUUAAAUUGCACAUAUUAUUACCCCAGCAUAUACCAUCUUGGAAUGGUUUCAGGGGAGAUGAGGGCAUUUCCAGGAAGUGGCUGGAAUUUGGACAGUGCUAAAAACGAGCAGGCUAAUAAAAAUGAUUGCUGGAUGGGCAAGAGUUGUUCUUGCAAGAAGGUGGUUGGAUAGGAAGUGAUGGCUAUUGUUCCUUCUCCUUGAUACCUACUUAUUAAGCAGUGACAGCC